This is a messenger RNA of Anoplopoma fimbria (sablefish), 3490 nucleotides long. RefSeq names its product chromosome 24 C21orf91 homolog (gene c24h21orf91). The record is from RefSeq and is a predicted model, not a curated record. Lineage: Eukaryota; Metazoa; Chordata; Actinopteri; Perciformes; Anoplopomatidae. The transcript has 6 exons. Bases 278 to 1150 code for a protein of 290 amino acids.
AGAAUAACAAUGGCACACUUACCCCUGAGGCCUUCACGGUUGUUGCUACCGGUCUUUCGCGGGAAUCCCCCACGUGUUUCUUCAUGUGAAGAUUCGUGGAUAAUAAAAAAUAAUGGUACUGCUGCCACCCCUCCAAUGGGCGAAUGGUUCAGUCCGGUGAGCGGCUCCGGUAGCUCCUCUGGGUUUGCCGUGACGCGCUGGUGUUUGGCGGAACAGAGCCGAGGGGUCCACACAAGAGGGACAGCCGUCCAACACACACUCUUUAAGAGAAAGCACAAUGGAUGAAGAGGAGCAGUUUGUGAACAUCGAUCUGAACGAUGACAAUAUCUGCAGUGUCUGCAAACUAGAGACGGAGACGGGGACCAUGUCUUUCUGCCAUGUCUGCUUUGAACUCAGCAUUGAAGGUGUUUCCUCUGCCACCUUGUUGCACUCAAAGUCCCUGCGCGGCCACAGAGACUGCUUUGAGAAAUGUCACCUCAUCGCCAACCAAAAGCUGUCACGUUCCAAGGUCUCCCGAAGUGCCUACGAGGGCAUGAAGCUGGCUUUCAGCCAGAAACUGAACCGCAUCAUCCAGUACGCCCAGAACAAAGACUCUGUCUCCUCAAACGGCCCCAGCAGACGAGGGGCCAAGCUCCUUUGUUACAGCCAGCAGAGUGACUGCAAGCUGCUGCCCCAGUCGGACGCCCAGGUGCCCCGCUACACGCCGUGCUGGGACGCGGGCAAAGCAGUGGGGCUGCCUGAAUACACCAUGCGGAUGUUGGAGUGCCGCACAGUGGAGGAGCUGGGACUGCUGCAGGAGUCACAAUCUGACGUGUGGUCCAGUGACGGCAGGAAAGGCCUGCACAGCCGGAACCAGUUGUCGGGAGGAGGACAAACACUGCACAGACAACAGGGCAGCAGCAGAGAUGAACUGACUAAAAUGAGUGUGGACGAACUCCAUCAGCUGAACGGCCAGCUACUGAUGCAGAUUCAAAAGGUGUUUGAGGAGCUGACCGAGGCCGUGCAGGAAAAAGACUCGCUGGCUUCAGAGCUUCACGUGCGUCACAUCGCCAUCGAGCAGCUCUUCAAGAACUGCGCCAAGCUGCCCUGGCUGCACAUCAGCAGGGCCGGGGUCAAGGCCGGCAGCAGCAGCACCGGCCCUGUGGAGUGAGGUGCAAGGUGGGGGCUUCUGUCUGCUCCGCUGGGAGGACACUAAUAAACACUUUAAAGUCCUGGCUGCGGAGCUUAACAAGCCUUUAUGUACAUUGAGUGACUUCUACGACACCGUGGUGGCGUCUAGUUGUCAGACCUGCUUUAGAGCAGCAUUAACGGCUGGAUUGACACGGCCUCCGUUCUCCUGUUGCAGUGAUGAUGCAAGGAUUAAUGGUGGCUUGCAGUUUAAAUCACAUUGCUGGUCUGGCAUGUGACCUGAAUUCAACCCAUCUCAUGUAGCCAGGAUGCAUGUGAAUACCAGGUGGAAUGGGAAAUCAGGGUUUCCUGGCCCCGGCACACUGCAUAGACAUCUUACACCUUUAUUACAGACUGAAAAAAAAAUGAUCUCUAUAAUUUUACAGAAAUGAUUGCUUUGGUUUUAUCCUUUUUUUAGUUUGUUGUCAAACAUUUUAGUUUUUCAUUGUUUGGACGUGGAUAUUCAAAUACUGCUUAAUACUCCUAUAUAUGUUACCUUAUAGUUCUCUGUAAAAAGUGGUGAGUUACAGUAUUUUUAUGACAUGGGUUGGUGCAGAAUACUCUAUGCGGAUUAGCUGGAAAAUGUCAUAUACAUACCACCAGGCACUGCCAGGAGUGUUUGAUUACUAUUCUAAUGUUAAGCAUGAAAGAGGUUUUAGCUUUUUCUUGCAGCUGCACACCGGCAAUAUAAUUGCUUAAAACAGGAGUUUUCAACUUGCCUUUAAACUGCCCUAGCUUGACUUGAUAUUUUAUGAACUGUGGUGAUCAGAUAGAAAAUAAAUAGUAAAAUACAUUUCAACACAUUGAUGAAGAAUUGAGUCUAAUCUGGAAAAGAGUGCAAAAAAAGUGCAAGACAACACCCCCAAAUCCCCUUAAGCAUCUCCUCAACAAAGAUAAAUUACAAGUGUGAAAGUCAACAGGGCUAUACAAGCCGUGCUGGUUUUCGUUUGUAAGGGUGAUGAUGACUAUUUUGGGAGUGUCCAUUGAAAUAACACUUUGUAACAGCUGGCAAGCAGCAAGUGGAAAUAGCAGUUAAUAUACCUGCGGCUUUAAGUGAUAGGUAUUUUGUAUUUAAUUUAGAAACUAUUAUUGCUGGUGAGAUUUCCUUGAUAUUUUUAGCAAAGAGCUGUCUGGCUGUCAAGCACAAGUCGUAUGUAUGGCUAUACACUGAAUGAGGGCUAUCGGAAGAAGGACGGAUUAAUUAUUGAAAAAGAAAUCCAGCUGCCAAACCAAAGUCUGUAUUUGUUCCAUUUGAAAUGUGAACUACAACCACAUGACUUCCAUUAGCAGAGGAAGAUGCAAUACCAAACUGAUUUAAAAGUAUGUGGCUUAGUGAUUGACUUCACUGUGUAAAAAUGAACAAUAGAUUUUUUUUUUUUCUAAAGCUGUUGAUGUGGAAAAGAUUUGUUCUCAUGUUACACAUGGCGUAUGUUUCAGAAUUAGUUUUAUUUUUCUUUUGUGUGCGGUGUUAACUCUCGUUACCCUCUCUCCUGUGUUGGUGUGUGAGAGCCAAGUCGAUGUCACAGCAAUACAUGGAGGUCCCUGAUUUUUAAACCAAAGGAGACAAAGUAGGCGACGGUAUUAACAGUCAGUGUGUUAAAGCCUGCAGUUUUGGUUCAUUUAUUAUUCAGGAACCCUAUGCAAGAAAGAGAGACAUGAAUCAGAAGCCUUAUUAAAUAGCAAAUCUCUAAUGGAAUAUGGGUUAUCUGAGUUUUCCUCAGAAGAGGUCUCAGAGCCACUAGAGUGUAACAAGCUGGGGAAAGACUAGGUUAUAUUCAGAUUGAUGUUCAGAAUAAAGAUGUUCAGCAUUGUUCCCAUCUCUUUUGCUCUCUCUUUGUAAGAGAUUUAAUGUAUUCAACCCCUUUUUAGGGUUUAAAGUUUUAGCUCCAUUUUAAACUUUUAUCUUGGUUUUCUUUGAUAAACUGUAUUCAGUGUGCUUGAGUGUAUUCAAUCUCCAUUCAUUCAAUCUUCAGUUGUAUGUUGUUGUUUUUUAUAUGUCCUUAAAUCAUGAAUGCAGUGUCUUGUGGUAUACUGCUGAAACAUGCCCGGGCCUAUGCCUCUGCUCAGCAGAACAUUCAAAAUGGCUCCGGUUGUGUCAUUAUCUCUUACUGGAGAUGUAAGCAUAGCUGUUGCACCUCCUUCCCUUGGACUUGACUCUUCGUUUAUUUGUUCUCUAAUGUUGAACAAUGCUGCAUUUGUGUCAUGUGAUAAUUCUAUUUAUUGAGUGUGUUCAUGGACCUUACACAUGCUGUGUGAUUUGUGCUUAAGUGACAGUUUGUAUUUUUUUGUAAAAUAUUUCAAUAAAACUAUUUUUACUACACAA